This is a messenger RNA of Kockovaella imperatae, 642 nucleotides long. RefSeq names its product acyl-CoA N-acyltransferase. Bases 11 to 589 code for a protein of 192 amino acids. Gene Ontology annotation, molecular function: acyltransferase activity, transferring groups other than amino-acyl groups. The transcript has a single exon. The record is from RefSeq and is a predicted model, not a curated record. NCBI's taxonomy places the organism in Eukaryota, Fungi, Basidiomycota, Tremellomycetes, Tremellales, Cuniculitremaceae.
GCAUCUUACCAUGUCUCACAAAGCACCUAUCAAGCUCGAGAGCGACCGUCUGGUCAUCUCACGGUUCCUCCCCACUGAAGAGCAUGCCGAAUUCCUAGUCAAACUCUACAACACGCCAGAGUUCAUCGCUGGAGAGGGCAACACCGGGAUCGACACAACUGAGAAAGGCCUGAAAGCACUUCAUAGCAUGAGCGAUAGGUUCGACAAGUAUGGGCAUGGCGUCUACGUCGUAUCGCUCAAGGAUACUUCUACUUUGGUCGGCUCAGUUUCACUCAUGAUAGGUGAUUACAGAGCUCCAGAUAUUGGAUUCGCCCUCCUCACGGAGUACACCAAAAAGGGCUAUGCUACUGAAGCCGCCAAACGAGUCAUGCAGCAUGCAAAGGAGGAUUUAGGGUACGAUGGAGUCUUUGGAUUUGCCUCGCCGACGAACGAACACAGUCGGAAAGCGCUUGAGAGGCUAGGAAUGGAGUACAGGGGCACGUUCUCACUGGAGGCGUUUGGGAAUCAGGAUAGCGUGGUGUAUACCAUGCAAGGGAUGGGAGAACUGGAGCAGUAUGGGAUCAAGGGGGAUCGCAAGGACAAGUCAUGAGAAUGAAAAUGCAUAGACUUGCUACGUCUGGAUGUAUUUUGACCGAUAAGCGG